GAGAACGUCAGUUCUGCUCCGAACGGCGUACAGUGCGGAUCGAGCGUUCAUAAUCCUCGAAGAAACGCGUUAUUUAUAAAUUUGUGUGCGUGUUCCAUUCACUUCAUGUUUUUUUUCGGAACAAAAGUAUGCGUGAUUCAGUGUCGACAGUGAUAUCGUGUGGUUCAUCUGCAGUGUGAAUUAACAGCGUUCACGAGAGUCAUUAUCCAAUCAUGCCAAGGUGAAAGGAAUUUCUCAAAUUAGGCUAGGAUGUCACAUCACAGCGACGAUAAUAUGCUGAUAGCAACCUCGGACUCCUUCUGGGAGCCGGGUAACUACAAACGAACAACCAAAAGAAUCGAGGAUGGUCACAAACUGUGCGACAGUUUGAUAGCUCUGGUCCAAGAAAGGGCGGAGAUAGAGAAGAGUUACGCGAAAGCUUUGAAAAAUUGGUCCAAGAAUUGGAACGAUAAGAUUGAGAAAGGACCUGAAUAUGGCACUACCGAGGCAGCGUGGAAAGGGGUUCUGGUUGAAUCGGACAGGUUGUGUGAUCUUCACCUCAAGGUCAAAGAGAACCUCUGUAAUGACAUCAUUCAUCAGGUGAAAACGUGGCAGAAGGACACCUAUCACAAGUCGAUGAUGACCCUGAAGGAACGUAAGGAGAUGGAGGAUGCCUUCAAAAAAGCGCAGAAACCAUGGGCGAAGCUUUUGCAGAAAGUGGAAAAAGCGAAAGCCGAAUAUCACAACAGCUGUAAAACAGAACGAACCGCAGCGAACGUUGAAAGGAACGCUUCUGCUGAUAGUUCACUUUCGCCGGACCAGAUGGCCCGAGGCUCUGAAAACGUGAAGAAAAUGCAAGAUAGGGUGCAGAAAACGAAGGAAGAAGUACAGAAAGCGAAAGAGAAGUACGAAGCAGCUCUACAAGAAAUUAAUCAGUACAAUCCUAAAUAUAUGGAAGAUAUGACCCAGGUGUUCGAGAAGUGUCAAGAAAUGGAGGCGCAGAGACUCCAAUUCUUCAAAGAAGUUCUCUUUGGCAUCCACAAGUGUCUCAAUAUAUCUCAAGACCCAGUACUUCCACAAAUAUACGAGGAAUUCUAUCACACAAUCAACAAUGCAGACCAUGAAAAGGAUUUGAAAUGGUGGUCGAAUAAUCAUGGUGUAAAUAUGGCUAUGAACUGGCCACAAUUCGAGGAGUUCCCACCUGUUAAUAACAAAUCAAAAUCGAAACCAACAUCCCGGGUAAUAUCAACGGACAGUGGUCAGGGAGAUAACAAAACCGACACGAUCAGUUCUGGUAAACAUUCUUCUGAGAAGAAUAAUCACGAUGGUAAUUCAGUCAACAGGACUUCCACGAUUACUAACGGUACAAACGCUAAGCAAGAAUCAAAUCCAUUUGAAGAAGAGGAAUGGGAUGAAGAUGGAGGUGAACCGUUGGUGGAUAAUGGAGAACCUGGAGUUCUUGUGCGUGCGUUGUAUGACUAUGAAGGAGCUGAAGCUGACGAGCUUAGCUUUAAGCAAGGUGACAUGUUUGAAAAAUUAGAAGACGAAGAUGAACAAGGAUGGUGUAAAGGACGAAAAGAUGGUAGAGUGGGUCUUUAUCCCGCAAACUACGUAGACCUCGUGUCUCAGUAAAUCAUCACGUGAAGCCAAAUUUCAUAAACACUGUUAGUUACUUAAUACGUAUCGCGUAACGAAAACAAGAAAAAGGAAUUCUUAUUUUGUUGUUUAUUUCUCUAUGAAAUAGCGCCUUCAUUGAAAUUUGUAAAUGUUGUUAGAUAAGAGAGUUGCACGAGACUCUAUAUUUAUUAGAGAUUAUUCAUUUUUGUGUGAUACAUGAUGAUCGCUAAAACAGACAGAAAUCUGAACAGUUCGAUGUUAUGAGUAACUAAUAUUCUAAAAUAUUAUUAAAACACGCGUAAAUCAUUGAUAUCAAAGAUAUUGUCAUACAACAGUCAUCGGAAAUAUAAUUUCGAGUACUCCCUCCUCAGUCCCAUAAAAAAUGACUUAAUCUGUAACAUUGAUCAGUGGCGUAGCUAAGAUUUUUGGAUGGGGUAGGACAGGUCGCUCGAAAUUUUUGGAAUUCUGAAAUCCUAAAAUCCAAACUUUCAUAAUCAUAAGGUUCAAAUUUCAAAAUGCAACGGAUGGUCAGUCCAAAUUUUUGGAGAAACCUAGCCCAUCCUGGUCACGCCAAUGGCUCUGAUAAAUACUUUCAUUCCAGUUCGAUGAAAUUAUUAUUGAAAUGUUGAUAACAUUGAAACGAGAAAAAACGACUUAUUCUUUUCCUCAGAAGUGAAAAGAAACUUUUACUCUUAGGAGUAAUGGUUUCUCAUAGAUAGCUAGGGUUCUCUAUAUCCAUCAAAUAUAUAUAGCGCUAAACAAUAAGGUGGAUAACACGAGUAUAUUAAGUUAAACUUCGGAAUAAUGUACAAUCAUACGUUUUUUCGACUCAUUAUUAUUACCAUUAUUGCUAUAAACAAAAUUAUUGGGCGAACGCUAUGAGAGCGAGAGAUAGAGGUAUACUUAAUUUAUUGUUAUUCAAAUGAUACUAUUGCAAAUCUGUUCUUUCAUGAAUGGUAUCGUUGUAUAUAAUAGAUUUAAGAACGUAAUGAUAUGUAAAGUUGCAAUUGUUCAAUGAAGUUGAUAUUUUAUGAUGUUUGAAAGCGAAACGUCGAAAAAUCCGUACAUUAAAAUUUAAUGUAUAGUACCGAACAUGGGAGGCUUUCCUAGGAAAAAUGACGAUCUGGGGGAAAGAAACCUUACCACUAUCUAUUACACUUGAGAGUUAUCACGUAUUAUGAAUAAAUCUCUAAAGUUUCAAAACAUAACAUUUUUAAAAAUAUUAAGUAAAGUUUUCCCUGGGAAAAUCUCCUAUGCUUGGCACUAUACAGAGCUACAUAAUAUAUUUGGGACCCAAAAUUGUCAAACUCGUUUUUUUUUUUUGUUUCUAAUCAAAAAUAAAGCAUCACGGCUAUAACGUAUAAAAUUUACUUGUAAGGGAUGAAGUUUUUAAAAAUUUAUAAAUUCUAAUUAAAGUUGUAUCUUGUUUUAUAACUUGCGUCAUUAUUAUUGUACUUUUUUGUACAUAAUCUUUUUACAUUGAAGCACUGUUUCAGUUAUGAAAUCAUAAUAUCUUUGUUAAAUGAAAAAAAAUUUUAUAUAAAAAUUAGAUAUAUGUCAUUUCAUGUAAUCAUUACACUUUUUCUAGUAACCAUAAUCACGACCUAAGGAAUGGAAAUGAAAGCGCAAAAUGAUGUAUUGAAAUGAAUUUUUUUUUUUUU
Messenger RNA from Osmia lignaria (orchard mason bee), 3257 nucleotides. It is a transcript of the gene Synd, whose product is annotated as protein kinase C and casein kinase substrate in neurons protein Synd. Lineage: Eukaryota; Metazoa; Arthropoda; Insecta; Hymenoptera; Megachilidae. Gene Ontology annotation, molecular function: protein binding; phospholipid binding. Gene Ontology annotation, cellular component: endosome; cytoplasm; plasma membrane. The record is from RefSeq and is a predicted model, not a curated record. Gene Ontology annotation, biological process: plasma membrane tubulation; regulation of endocytosis; cytoskeleton organization.